GUCGACUCAGACAUGGCGCACAGGAGGUGAUGGCUGGCUAAAGUUAGCAUCAGGCGUCGGUAAAGUCUGCGAACUCCCGGUGUUCGUGCGGUUCUUUCAGCCUUAUUCUCCGCGGUGACUGCUGUUUUUGUAUUAAGGGGCGUUUUGCAUGCAAACCGAAGGCUGAAGUUGAGUUAUUUCCUCCACAAAGGCCUUAUUGUGACCGUAUGCUAGUCCAGUGUUAGCCGCGCUAGCAGCUUUUGUUUUUGUUCUUGAUAAACAUUGGGUUUUUUUUACACUCGAAGGAAAACGGAACUUCGUUUAAACGUGGCCUUAUCUCUUUAAAAUGUGUCUUUUGUAGUCUGGGUUGCCUACCUGAGAAGAUUCCCUGGGUGGGUCCAGCUCGUCCCGCGGCGUGUUGACGGUGCUUCUUGUUUUUUUUUUUUUAAGGCCAAACAAACAAACGGACGUUUUCCUCCAUCGAAACUUUUUGACUGUUUCCUGUUUACAAGUUGAAACUAUGGAUCCUAAACGCUCGUACGGAAACCCUCACACCACCACCACCAGCAGCAGCAGCAGCAGCGACUCCAGCUGCGGCAGCCCCGCGUCCCCCUCCGGAAGCCCGGCCCCGCCGGGGGCCAGAGCGCCGGUGCCCGGGGGAAACGUGUUCGCCAACGACGGCAGCUUCAUGGAGAUGUUCAAGAAGAAGAUGGAGGAGGAGAAGAGGAGAAAGGAGAUGGAGCAGUCAGGAGACGGGAAAGCCGCCGAGCAGGGGCACGCCUCAGUGGAAAAGAGGCCACCUCCCGUGACGAGCUUUGUGGGGAAGCGCAGAGGCGGCGUGUUCCUAAAGACCGGCAUUGUUGCGAAGAAGCAGAAACAGGACUCUGAAGCCGAGCCAGGCAAGAGCGAUGCUUGGUCAAAGUACAUGGCCGAGGUGAAAAAGUACAAAGCUCACCAGUGUGGCGACGACGAUAAAACCAGGCCUCUGGUCAAGUGAGCGCCAAGCGGCGACCGCUGCCGGGGAGAAGCUCCGAAGUUCUCGUACUGCCAGUUCAAGUUACCUUUCAUUUGUCAAGUUUUUACAAACUGUUUAGAUCAAUACCCCCUUUCUCUCUCUCUCCCUGUUUUGUUUUCGUCUUGUUUAUCUGUUGGACUCUGGUAAUUUGAUCUGGUGUGUCAAGGUGUUUGACCAGCUGGGCGUUGAUCACCAUUAAGUAUCUUUGAAUAUGUCAUGUCUGCUUUAUGAUAGGGCGCGUUAAUAAAUUGAAAUUGAUUAA
This is a messenger RNA of Salarias fasciatus (jewelled blenny), 1256 nucleotides long. RefSeq names its product telomerase RNA component interacting RNase (gene trir). Gene Ontology annotation, molecular function: 5'-3' exonuclease activity; 3'-5' exonuclease activity. The transcript is spliced from 3 exons. Lineage: Eukaryota; Metazoa; Chordata; Actinopteri; Blenniiformes; Blenniidae. The coding region runs from base 500 to 976 and encodes 158 amino acids. The record is from RefSeq and is a predicted model, not a curated record.